AUGAGCGUGCGCAAGGCGCACAACGCCGGACGUAACCACCUCAGAAACGUUCUGGAAUACUACCAACAAAUCGGACAAGAAAAGGCGCAAUCGGUCAUCGAUUCCAUCACCUCGUCUUACGCCGCCGAAGGCCAGGCUGUCCCGAACCCCGCGAUGGCUCCUCCGGGAGCUUACCCUCCUCCAUUUGGCUUCCCUGGUCGACCAGGUCAACUCCCUCCCCCUCCGUUCGGAAUGCCUCCUCUGGGCGCACCCGGCGCACCGGGCAUGCCUCCUCCCCCCGGAGCAAGAGGCCUCCCCUUCCCCCCUCCCUUCCCCGGUCCAGCAGGCGCUGCCCCUCCUGCCGGUCUCCCUCCUCUCCCCAACAUGCCCCCGGGCGCCCAGGGCUUCCCUCCUCCGCCUGGCGGAUUCCCUCCUAACUUCCCGACUCCUCCCCCCGGUGCUGCUGCUGCCGGGUUCCCCCCGAUCCCUCCUCCAGGUCAAGCCCCAGCAGGAUACAGCCCCAGUCCUACACCCGGUAUAGCCGGACCGCCGGGACAGGAUGGUGGUUACGCACCACCGCCCGGUAUGGGCGCCGGGUUGCCUGGUCCGCCUCCGGGAUUGGGUGAUAAACGGUGA
Messenger RNA from Aspergillus tubingensis, 615 nucleotides. RefSeq names its product putative U1 snRNP complex component Yhc1. Lineage: Eukaryota; Fungi; Ascomycota; Eurotiomycetes; Eurotiales; Aspergillaceae. Gene Ontology annotation, cellular component: U1 snRNP. The transcript has 4 exons. Gene Ontology annotation, molecular function: zinc ion binding; pre-mRNA 5'-splice site binding. Gene Ontology annotation, biological process: mRNA splicing, via spliceosome; spliceosomal snRNP assembly; mRNA 5'-splice site recognition. Bases 1 to 615 code for a protein of 204 amino acids. The record is from RefSeq and is a predicted model, not a curated record.